UAGCAAAUUUGCAGAUUGGCAAAGAGUCAGAAUGCAGGAGACGUCUAAAGAAAUACCGGCGGGAUCCCUUCCUCGGUCAUUGGAUGUCAUCCUCCGUCAUGAGAUUGUUGAACAUGCAAGAGCUGGUGAUACGGUCAUUUUUACGGGUACUCUGGUUGUAAUACCGGAUAUACUGGCACUAGCUUCACCAGGGGAGAGAGCGGAAUGCCGAAGGGAGGCACCCCAGCGGUCUGGCAGUGGACAUGAAGGUGUCAGGGGUCUUCGUGCACUUGGAGUGAGAGAUCUCUCUUAUCGACUUGCCUUCAUCGCCAAUUCAGUGCAGGUGUCUGAUGGAAGAAAGGAUAACGACAUUAGGAAUAGAAAGAAGGAUGCUGAUGACGAAGACUGCCAGAAAUUAACGAAAGAAGAGGAGGCUGAAAUUCAUGGGAUGAGGAACACCCCUGAUUUCUUCAAUAAAAUUGUGGAUAGCAUUGCCCCCACUAUAUUUGGUCACCAAGAGAUUAAACGAGCUAUCCUUCUUAUGCUCUUAGGUGGUGUCCACAAGUUCACUCAUGAAGGGAUCAACCUCAGGGGUGACAUUAAUGUUUGUAUAGUUGGUGAUCCCAGCUGUGCAAAGUCUCAGUUUCUUAAGUAUACCACAAACCUGGUUCCACGAUCCGUCUACACAUCUGGAAAAUCCUCUUCCGCCGCAGGUUUGACAGCAACUGUAGCCAAAGAACCAGAAACCGGGGAGUUCUGUAUUGAGGCUGGUGCUCUUAUGCUGGCUGAUAAUGGCAUCUGUUGUAUCGACGAAUUUGAUAAAAUGGAUGUUAGAGACCAGGUUGCCAUUCACGAAGCUAUGGAACAACAGACGAUAAGCAUCACAAAAGCAGGGAUACAAGCAACUUUAAAUGCCCGGACAUCUAUUUUAGCUGCUGCCAACCCCACUGGAGGACGUUAUGAUAAAUCGAAACCCCUCAAGUACAAUGUGGCCCUUCCUCCUGCUAUCCUUUCGAGGUUUGAUCUGGUGUAUGUAAUGAUCGACGAACCAGAUGAUCAAACUGAUUACCACAUUGCCCAUCACAUUGUAAGGGUUCAUCAGAAGCAUGAAGAGGCACUUUCCCCUGCAUUUACUACUGCACAACUGAAGCGUUAUAUUGCACAUGCCAAGACUCUGAAACCUAAGCUAACCCCAGACGCAAAGAAAGUGCUGGUGGAGUCUUAUGUUGCUCUACGAAGGGGUGAUACAGCUCCUGGGGGUAGAGUGGCUUACCGGAUGACAGUUAGGCAGCUUGAAGCACUGAUUAGGCUGUCGGAGGCUAUUGCUCGAAGUUAUUUGGAGCAUCAGGUAGAGCCACGCCAUGUCCGCGUGGCUGUGAGGCUGCUAAAAACAUCGAUAAUCAGUGUUGAAUCGAGUGAGAUCGAUUUGUCCGAUUUCCAAGAUAUAGUAUAUGAUGAUAUUGGUGGAAGCAGAGCAUCUGGUCAAGGCGAUGCUCAGCCAAGUUAUGAGGCUGCUGCACCUGGAAAUCAGGAGAGCGGAUCAGGGACCGGUACCCGUCAAGGAAGGAAACUAGUGAUAACUGAUGAGUACUUUCAGAGGGUUACACAAUCUCUUAUUUUGCACCUUCGACAGCAUGAAGACACUGUAGCACAGGAUGGGACUGGCUUGGCGGGAAUGAGACAAAAGGAUUUGAUUCAAAUGUACAUCGCUCAGCAGAACGAAAAAUCAGCAUACAGUUCUUUGGAUGAGGCUGCGAAAGAGGUUGACAAAGUCAAAGCUAUAAUUGAGAGUUUGAUAAGAAGGGAAGGCCAUCUGAUAGUUCUAGACGACGGAAGCACAGCGACAGAAGGUGAACAAGAGUUAUCAACUAGAGAUAGAAGGAUUUUAGCUGUUGCACCAAACUAUGUUGUUGAUUGAUGCAACAAAGACAUCUCGUCCCACCGUGAUCUGAACAUCAUUAUCCACCAUCCCAGAGUGAGCUCCAUGCAAAAUCCAUAGUAUAAGCUUUCACAAAUGCACAUAACUUACUAAAAUUCAUUUGAGUAACUGAAAUGCUGUCAUACUUCUGUCCAUGAUGUUUUAUGAUCAUAGAAGAACCUUGUAGCAUCCAGUUGGACAAAUACAUGCCGUGAACUUCUCAUGAAUCACUUUUUGUUUCUUUCACGGAGGGGAACUUUGCAUCUUUGUGAUGACUAAAGAUUGUGUGUACAUUUCUUUGAAGAAAAUGCAAAUGGUCAUUCCUCCAUCCUCAUGUUCGUUAUGUUUAGAACGAGUCUUCUCACGUAUCAUGUCUUUUAUUCAAGCUAUAUAUAUUUAUCUGUUUCAUCUCCCGACAUGGUUGGUCUAUUUCUCUGGAAUCUCGGUCAGUUGUUGGAUGAUAUGGUUUGGAUAUAAUCAAGCUAAUGCUUAUUCAAG
Molecule: messenger RNA, 2395 nt
Organism: Papaver somniferum (opium poppy)
Lineage: Eukaryota; Viridiplantae; Streptophyta; Magnoliopsida; Ranunculales; Papaveraceae
Product: DNA replication licensing factor MCM6-like
Exons: 14
Coding region: 32-1897 (621 amino acids)
Biological process (GO): double-strand break repair via break-induced replication; DNA replication initiation; mitotic DNA replication
Cellular component (GO): nucleus; MCM complex
Molecular function (GO): single-stranded 3'-5' DNA helicase activity; single-stranded DNA binding; ATP binding
Source: RefSeq, a predicted model, not a curated record